CCUGAUAUAUGCAAAAAAGUUGAUCUUUUCCGAAAUGCUGGUUUUUCUAAAUUGUAUGAUUUCUCUUUCAGCAUUUGUAACGCGGUUUACAUCUGCAACGAAUAAACACUUAAUCAAUAUAGGCAGGGACUGCAUUACUAAUGUACCGGUAGGCAAUUGGACAUGAAAAGCUGCUUCCAAAGAUGGAAAUAAUGGCGACCGCCUGUGCUCGAUUAGCAAUGGUAUGAACCUAUGGUAACGACAAUCGGAACUGCGAUCACUGCUGGAUUCGUUGUGUUUGCAUCGCAGUGCUAAUGUGGACGUUUGCAUCUCAGCCUUUGUCCGGUUAUAGACGCCAUGUUCUCUUUCAGGAGCCUCACUUUCACGGUAGUCUGAAACCAUAGGAAAAUAUUUGGUCGCCAUUUUGUUGUCUACUUCAAGGGUCAUUGUGAGGGUUUUUAGUUUUUCCACACAUCCUUCGGGAUGGGGGAAACGAAAAUUAUCUAUCAUAUAGAUGACGAGGAUACCCCCUACUUAAUAAAACUCCCUGUUCCUGCGGAUCGGGUAACGCUCGGGGAUUUUAAAAAUGCGCUCAACCGACCAAACUACAAGUUUUUCUUCAAAUCUAUGGAUGAUGAUUUCGGGGUGGUGAAAGAAGAAAUAAUUGAUGACGAUGCCAGACUGCCCUGCUUUAAUGGAAGAGUUGUUUCCUGGCUUGUUCCUGCUGAGAGUAGUGCUUCAGACACACAGUCUCAGUCAGGAGAUGUCCAUAUGCCAACAGAACGAGUAGGAGGUAUUGGAGACAGCCGCCCACCUUCCUUUCAUGCAAAUGCCUCAGUAGUCAGUCGAGAUGAACCUUGUGAUACCUGCACAGAAUCUGAGUCUGUUCUAAGUGGAGCCAGGCGUGUUCCAGCUCGCAUCAAUGGGCACUCAAAACAUGAGCGACAUCACCAUCAUCGACCUGAACGAGGCCACUAUGAGACAUCCACCAUGAUGAGCAGCGACUUAGAGACAACUAGUUUCUUUGACUCAGAGGAUGAUACAGCCAGCAGGUUCUCAACAGUGACAGAUACAACAACCAGCAUGGCCUCAAAGUAUGGCCGUCACAGACGCAGGCGGCGGCGACAUCGACCGCCCCCAAUCAGUAGGGUGGGUAUUAACAAGGCAUCGUCUUUCAGCAGUAUCACUGAUUCUACCAUGUCUCUAAACAUUAUCACUGUCACCUUAAACAUGGAUACAGUCAAUUUCCUAGGUAUCAGCAUUGUGGGCCAGAGCAACAAGGGUGGAGAUGGUGGCAUAUAUGUAGGAUCCAUCAUGAAAGGGGGAGCAGUGGCCCAAGAUGGACGAGUGGAGCCAGGUGAUAUGAUUUUGGAGGUCAAUGGCAUCAGCUUUGAGAACAUGAGUAACGAUGAUGCUGUCAAGACACUCAGGGAAGCCGUCCAAAAACCUGGUCCCAUCACGCUGGUUGUAGCCAAGUGUUGGGAUCCAAACCCAAAAGGUUACUUCACAGUGCCAAGGCAAGAACCAGUACGGCCUAUUGAUCCAUCAGCAUGGGUUGCACACACAACAGCACUCAGAGAGCAGUAUAUGGGGCGCAGUGGUCCAAGUGCUCCCUCCAUUUCCAACAUGACCUCUACUAGUUCCUCCCUUACUAGUUCUAUACCUGAGUCAGAAAGAUUCGAUGAUCUCAACCUGACAAUAAAUACAGACAUGGCAACAGUGGUCAAAGCUAUGGCACAGCCUGAUUCAGGACUGGAAAUUCGAGACCGCAUGUGGCUCAAAAUUACAAUACCAAAUGCUUUCAUAGGGGCUGAUCUGGUAGAUUGGCUGUUUACCCAUGUAGAGGGUUUUGCUGAUAGAAGAGAUGCUCGUAAAUAUGCCUGCAAUUUAUUAAAGUCUGGUUAUAUUCGGCAUACAGUCAACAAACUUACCUUUUCUGAGCAGUGCUAUUACGUCUUUGGAGACUAUUAUGGUGGUCCACCUGUGUACCCAGAUUUAAGUGCUAUGAGCUUAGAAGAUGUUGAUUCUGUGUCGGAGGCUGACCGCGACACUUUAGCACCACUGCCUCCUCCAGCAUGGAAUAAUCAGUAUCCCUACUCUUCUGCGUCGUUCCUGCCACACAACUUAGCCUACAUCCCUCCUCAUGCAUACACCUCUGCUGACUCCAAUAGCUAUGUCGGAAGCUUUGUAGAUGGUGCCACGCCACUGCCAGCUCCACCAUCAGUAACCGGAGGCGGUGGGAAUGGGAGCGCUGGGAGUGUGCAUAGUACUUCAGUCACCACAAAAGACUGUACUUGUUUAAUCACGACGUACAAUCAGUUACGCAAACUGUGGGAGAACAAGGAAAAGCAAAAUGAGCUGUCAAAGAUGGCCUCUCAGCACAACAGUGGUGCCCCCUAUUUGCCAUCAGGGGAACUCCCUCACCUGCAUGCCAGCAUGCGUGGUUCCAACUGUAGUUUAGGAAGCAGCCAUUCAGGGAGCAGCAAGAAAGAAGGAAAAGAGAAAGGAGAACGCAAAUCUGUUUCCCCAAUGGGAAGUGGCAGUGACUCAGAUGCAGCCAGUCUUGUCAGUGGUCGGCGAGUGCAGCCAGGUGAACGACCUGGAGCACCCCCAACCAACCUUGGGGCCCUCCCUCCUGAACUGUCAGGCAGUCGGCAGUCAUUUCGUAUGGCCAUGGGCAAUCCAUGUGAGUUUUUUGUUGAUGUCAUGUGAGGUGGUUCUUAUUUCUUUGACACUGUGUGUAGGUGCAGCACAUUAUAGAUCAUCUGUGCCAUCAGGAAAAAUGACAGUGCAUUUGUGUUGUGAACUGACUUCGGAAGCGUUUUUUUUUUUAAAACCUGCUUUCUACUGGAAUGACAUCUGUGCUUCUUAUUUUUAGAUUUUUUUUAUUACCAUUUCUUUUUAAGUUUUACAAAGUUUGCACGCAAGGAGGGGAAAAAUAGAUCUAGCACCAAACAAACUGAGGCUGAGUGAUGGUUAUUGACACAAGGUCCUGCAAAUGAUCCUGCAUGUGUAUGAAGGGGCAAUGAGCAUGUCAGUGACUUGUGGGCUGUUGAGUGAACCUGUUCAAGAAGUCUCAAAUGCAGUGUUGAUAUAACUCUGUUUGUGCAAGUGUGUUGCAGCAUGCAGCAUUUCAACUUUUAUUUGAUGCAGAUUUGUAUGUCCUAAUCUUGCCAAGUUCUUUUGGUCAUGUCUGUCUCAUUUUCUCGGUCUGAAUUAUUUCUGACCAUGAAAAUCUGUCUCUUUUGCUUUUUUCUUGAAGACAAGCCAGUGAAAUUAUUGAUCACAAACUAUAAAGCAACUAUAAGGACUUUGCUGUUAAAGUAUUUUUAAUAACCUGGAAUUUCUUUUUUUUUUUGGGGGGGUGGUGGUGUUAGGAACAUAAAAGAAUUGUAUGGUAUUAAUAAGGACCAUGAAUUUAUUGUGAACUGAAAAUUUGUGAGCAUGGAAUAGGGUUCCUAGGGCUUUUUUCCAAUUUUUAAAAUUUAAUAGUGUAAAACACACAUAGAUAUAAAACCAAGUUCAACCAUUGCAGUGUAAUAAGCAGCCCAAUAUUUUCAUGGUCUUUCAUAUGCCAUUGUUAUCGUUAUAUCUCUUGGAUGCAAUAUCUCUUUUCAGUUCAUCUUAUUGUAAGCCACAUUUUUUAACAUUUUUUUUUUCGUGAAAUGUAUUUGUGUAAAGAUAUUCCUGGUCUGUAUGAUCAUUUUCUGUGUGUUUUCUUUUUUUGUGCAUAUGUAUUAAGUGAACUGUGCUUUGUACAUUCAACUGCAGAUGCUUGCUAUGUAAAGGUCAAGAAAGUAUAUCUUUGAUGCUUUUUAUAUAGUUCUGUGAAGCUCUCUAUCAUUUCCACUUGACAGCUCUUCAGAUGUAAAAUGUAGAGGUGCAGCUUAUGGCUGCAGUUGAUCUGAAUCUCUUUUUUUUAAUUCGUUACCGGUUAGCCUGUCAACUUCUUUGUAAUAUAGCGUGGACAAAUAUAAGAACGUUGGCAUCAUGUUGAACUUGGGGGGAGUGUGAAAGAGUGAGCGAAUGACAGAAAAUGAAAGCAUUAGGGGAAUAUAAGGUAACCUUACUAAUGAGUAUAAAACAGCAUUACGAAAAAAGCAUUAGUGCAGCAAGUGUCUUUGCUGCCAUCCUUAAUGGUUAUUCACCAAAAGCAAAGCUUUAAUUUACAAACAAGUAAUGUUUUUAGUUCUUUUAUUUUCUUUGUUUAUUUUUUUAAAAAAAGGGGAGACUGCAUUCUUUAGAUUUUUUAAACUCACAAUUGAUCUUGUAUUUACUAACCUUUUAAGUAAUUUUCUUAUAGGAAAACUUUGGAAGUUUCUCCAUGUGAAGUUUUUGCAGCAAAAUGAUAUUAGUAGCAUCAUUUCACAAAAUGUUAUGAUAUUCUUUUGUGAAGGAUGCAAAGUUCUUUGUCAUUCAUAUUUCUUCUGAAUUAUGGUUCAAGAAUGCAGCCUCAAAGGAUGUAAAAUACAGUUUAAACUGUGGAAGAGAACUUAGUGUAUUAACUUUUUAAGCAAUAAUUUCUGCUUAGAUUUUAUCAUAACCAGAUUAUUUUCUUAAUGACAGGCAUAUUUUUUUUUUAAAAGUGGUUAGUAUAAAAUGAGGUAUUUUAGGAUGGUGUUACAGAAUGUUUCAGUUGUCUACUUUUAAUUAAGGCGUCUUUAUCGGAAUAGCUAGCUCUCUCCUGUUUUAAAGAAAGGUUGUCUUUCUUUUUUGUGGACUAUAUGGCUCAUAAGUUAACCUGGUUCUGUCAUCGUUUCUUUUUCCAUUUUGUUUCAUGUGGCUUUAUGCAUGAUUGGAUUGUUUGAUACAAAAAGGAAUGGUAGUUUCUGUUAGAAAAUUGGUGUCAUUUUAGUCAUUAAUUGCAGUAUAUAACUACUUGCUUCCUAACCUUUGAUGGCCAUUUGUUCUUGAAUCUUAUGUUCAGCCAACAUAAGCAUGCCUUUUCUGACAGAUCAUUGCUAUUAUAUUUAUUGUAGCCCUGAUAGAAGCAGAGGAUAUAGAGUGAUUGCCGCCUUCUCCACUCCAUCGCUCGCUCACACGCUCACUCACUGUGCCGGCCCACAAGUGAUGGCGGUGGGUUUUUUUGGCAUGCAGGAUGUCAGCCUGGAGAAGAGAGGCCAAGUAGUGAGUGGAGCAGCCAUGGUGCUGAAGUGAACUGACUGCCAUCCACUUGGUAGCACCUUGUGUGGAGUUGGCUUCCUGUACUAGCAUACCAAAAUCAGUGCUAAUCAUCACUGCCAUGUGGCACUACUGACCGUUGCUUCUGAGUUUGCUUUGUCUCAAUGUAGUGGUUCUGCUCAGCCUCAGAUUAAAAUCGCUUCAGUCUUCUUGCCUUGCAUCACUCCAGUCCAAUAAUAACAGCAUGUGACGAUGCUUUGCCUCUGCUGCACAUUGAGAGUGUUUGCAAGUGUGGGGUGGACACUCUUGCCUAACAAAGUAUCAGAGCCUGCUGAUGUGCUUGUAUUCACCUGGUCACCGGACGGCUGUUGUGAAAGCAGUGCUGCAAAGUAAAGUUGCUUUCUUCCUCAGCAGAUUGUGAGACGCGUCAGCUCCAAGCGACAGCAGAGCCCCCAACUCCCCACCUCCCUAAAAUCUCAGUUAUUCAUUACCAUGACAACAGCCAGUGGUUAUUCAAGCAUUUAUCUUUGCUGUAGCUUUGCCAGGCAAAUGCAGCUGUUGAACAAGAUUUAUCAUCAGUGUCUGACAUCAAGGGGAGAACCAUUUUGUGACAGAGAAGUAUCAGUUUUGUGCUUUUGUUUACCGUUCCUUCCAGUCAUGAAGCUACUUGUCUCCAUAAGUUUGGCUCAUGAAUCAGCAUAUUCACUCAGGGCAGUGCCUGGCUGCAUGUUCUCCCAAAGAGAAAAAGUAGUCCCCUUCCCUCAUAAAUAAUCCUUUGCCCCAAAGGGGGUGGGGGAAAUGUGGAAAGAAAAUGAGCAGUGGAUCAUGUUUUCUGCUUUGUUUUGGUUUGUACCUUCAACAUGGAGUGAUAUCUUCAAAGGGUAAAAGACAGCACUUCCAGCUUUUUUAAAAAUAAAACGUGUCUUUAAAUGUGUCACAGAAACUAUUUCUACAUGAAAUGUGCAGAAGCUGGUAUGGCUGUCCUACAGCAUUGUCUUUCCAUAUACACAAAAAUGACAAAACUGCAGUUUUUAUGGUGCCGAGCUUGGUCAGAAAAGCUCUGAUCCAGACAAAUAUUUUAGUUUACCGUGUAAGAAAUAGGAUGUGUUUAAGUUAGAGUGCAUUGACAUGCUAAUUCUUGCAUUAAUAUGAAUAUUUUUAGCACACAGGAACAGCAGGACAUGUGUGUCUCCUGUUAGUUGUGGGAAUGGAAGGUGUGCACUUAGUUUCCCAGAAACAGGAGGUGAUUGGUCUUGCUUGUGUGGAAUGUAGGACUAAAAGACUGCUAAUAAUUUAGAAAACAGAGAUGCCCUGGGAUAUGGGAUGCACGUGGGAUAAAUACUAGAGCCAAUAUAUUUUACUCUCUUUACCAGCUGAUUUGCAGUAGCUAUGUUGCUUAUUAAAGGAAUUAUGAGAAUAUCGCCAACUGAUAGCCUGUGAAAAGGUCAGGGAUCUGAUUGUGUGAUUGUUGCAAUCCAAGAAUAAGGAUUCACAGAAAUAAAGCAGCUUCAUGUCUGUAUAAACAUUUUAGAUAAAGAGAUGAAACAGCAGCAAGAUUGGCCAAGAAUCACGAGUAGUAUGGUUCAAGAUGCCUGCCACACUUCUCAACAAAUGGAAAACAGCAGUAACAAUCCAGAAAAAUACAUCAAGAAGCAGAUUAGCGCAGUUUCAUCUUCUGUCACUGUUGAUAAAGUUGUUACCAAUGCUUUAAGCAAAUUUUUAAUUCAAGGAUUUAGUUUUGUAUUUCUGUGAUCUUAGACUUUUGAUUUCUACUUGCCAGUGAAUUUUGUAUGCUUUGCAAUAUCUGACCUUUUUAACACCUGAGUCAAAACAUUGCUUUUAUCCACAUAGAUAUCUCAGGUAGUGACCACCCAGAAGAGCUAGUUUUUGCAUAGUUAUGCAUUCCAAGAGUUAGAUCACAGAAAUGGUAAAAUUAGGACAAAUUAAGGAAGAAAAUGAGAUCUAGUUUGCUUAUCUGCUUUGGGGAGAAUGUGAUUGACAGUGUCCUCAAUUCCAUCCAGUCCUGCUUUCAUAUGCAUUUAGUUGGCUUUAUUUUCACUAAAAUGUAUAACAGAAACAAUGAACAGUAUAUCUUUAGAUGGGAGGUCAUUGAUUAACCAGCAAUUGUACUCUUUUUAGUUGUUUUUUUUUUUUUAAAGAAUAUUUGUUACAUAUGUAAUGUACUGUACCAAACAGUCUCUUUCCUGUGCCAAACAUUCAACCACUUGGUCUUUAUAAUGUGCAAUUUAAAAAAAGUGCUGCUUUUUUUUUUUUCCUUCUUUUUCUGUCAUUGGAAAUAAGCAUUGUGACAUUGUAAACUACCUUUCUGUACAUGUACCUCUUACAGCUGCAAGUUCAGAACUUUAGAAAUGUGUAAGGGAAUUAGGUUUAAGGUUGUCUGUUUAUAAAUAUUAAUUGUACAGUUAAGUGAAAGAAAACAAAAUUUAAAGUAAUUAAAUUUUCUAGCCUUUUCUAAAUCUGAGAUUACUACAAACAUACUUAUUCUAAUUACAAUAUUAACAUGUUUCAUCUGAAUCAGUUUUCAGUAAUUUAUAGUUGGUUUUCUGUCAUAUGUUUCAAAUUCAAAUGGUGAUAAAUAUCUGAAAAUAUAAGAGGCUGUUAUAGUCAGCUUUGUCUUAAAACUUGAAAGAUUGUGAAAAGAAUCCACAUAUUCAAGGUUGUGACCUUUUAUUUAUAAAUAUUUUGCCAGCACACUAAAGUUACAGAGAAAGAUUAUCGUAGCAAGUGAUGUUUCAAAGGUUGUAAGAAAGGGGUCUGAUUACCCUGUUUUUUGUACAACAGCUUCAAAGCUUUAAACCAUUUUUCUGACUUCUUCAAUGGCAUUUGUGGUAGAUGUUGCAGAAUAUUUUAAAUCACAGUUUAAGCUUCAUUGGAAUUAAAUUAAUAUUGCAUUUAAAAAUAUUUGGUAAUUUUUGUAGUAGGCACAAAAUGUUUUUUUAAAUAUUUUUUUACAUUUAUUAUUUUUUUUUUAUAAUAUACUUUUUAUCCAUUGAAGGUAUUAAUAUUUAUAAAAUAUUUUUAUGUUUUCCUGCGUAAUUUGUUUUACACAAACUAUUUUAUAAAUAAAAGUAUUGAAAGACAGAAUUAGACAUAAUCCAGUACUAUUUCUGGUUCUUGAAAAAAAGAAAAUCACACAGGGCUGGUUUUGAUACUGAUUUUGUAACAGUUAAAGUCGACUGUCACUGUGAGUCAACUCUUGCAGUGAGCAUGGUGAAAAUGUGAUGUAUGAGACAGGCCAAAAUGUGUUGUAUCAGUAUGCAGCAAGCCUACCAGCAAGAUGUUAAAUUAGAAGUUUUGUUGGUGUGCUGAACACAUUUUUAAGGCCUUUUGAUGAGGGAUUGACAAAGACUGCAAAGGGAAUAGCAACAAAAUAAAGAUUUAAAGUAAGCAGUAGCUUACAGUUUACAUCACGCUUUUAUACAGAACACAGAUCAUGGUGUUGAUCAUAAUUAAUUUAAAAGGUUAUUGAUUAAAUAUACUUACAGUAAAAAGUAAAGUUAAUGAAAUAUAUAAGAGUUUAUACAGCAUAAAUGAAGACCAUAAAUAGUAGCUUAUCUUCUUAUGCAUAUUUGAAAGUUUUAAAUUACGAAUUUUGUGCAGAGCUAACUUUAAGUCAAUGAUCUUAUCUGGAAGAAAAGGGGUCGGUUGCUAUUCUUUUUUCUAAAGAUAAGUAGUGUGCCCUCCUGUAGCUUUUUAAUAUGCAGUUGUGAAGUUUUAGCAGCUAGAAAUGUGUCUGUAUAUAUUUGUCUGAUUCUCCAGUCUCAUGCUGUUGAGCUGAGAAUGUGAGCUGAUUACAAGAAAUUGUUUACAUACCAGAGACUGCAAAGAUGUAACUCCUGUCUUUUUAUUAUAAUUUCAAGAGUUAAACCACUAGAUCUGCACAGUUUAUUUAUGUCUAUAAAUAGAACACUACUUUUUUUUUGGUAUAUGAUGAAUUCUACUGUUUUAGACAAGAAAACGAUAGUCUUUUAAUUGAAUUCUAAGGUAGAUUCAUUGUGUGCAUACAGCUUCAAUCAGGCUUAUGUAAUAAAGUUUCUCCAUGAUCCUUGAAACAGAGGAUUUCACUUUCAGUAUAGAUUCUCUUAACUUCUUACAAAAGAAUAGUUUGUAGUUUUGGGUAUAUUUGCCUAUAAUAUACCUAUAAUGCUGACUUUAUUGUGCUUGUCAACAGCAUGUAACUCCAACAUUAUUGGGAAACAUUGCUUGAAGAAGUAGACACUAGACAAACUUAAAGCUUUACAACAACUUAUUAGGUGAUUGUCUUGCAUAAUGAUAUUUGUCUUCCUGUUAAGAAUUGUUGUUUACUUUAUUGAUUGAUUCUAAUAGCAGAUGCCCUCAAAUCAUGUUAAAUCAGGUUAAGACUCUUUCGACCUGUUAGGUAUGUUACUUUUUAUAUAACAUCUCAUAUAGUUAAAUGUGUGUGUAGAUGAUAUAUAAAUUACAUAUUUCUUUUAUGUCCUUUUUCUUAUACUUUAUUUCCUAUUCCUUUUCAAUUGUCUUGAAAACGUCUUGAGUUUGCUAGAUGAUCAUGGGACUGAGCAAUCUUUACAGGGGUUUCUAUCAGCUUCUGUGAAGCAGUAGAAGCAAGUUUUACAUUUUGUUUUAUUGUAGUGGUAAUCAUGCUUGCUCCCAUAAGAAGACUAAUGCUGCUGAUCUGAUCUCAUGGCUGUAUUUUUGGGCUGAUCUCUCACUGAGAUAGGUGUUGUGAGGGUUGGGUUAAUUUCUGUCUAUGUUGUUACAAACUUGCAAUUAAAACUAACAGAAAGAGAACAAGGUAUAACACUUUAUAUCUGUUUAAAACCCUUACAUUAUAAUGUUGAAAAAUGGUAGGAACACAAUUUGACCUUGUUGAAAGAAGUAGCAAAAAUUUUUUUUUUUGGGGGGAGGGGGGGAAAUUAGCUGUUGAAAAAAUACAUUUGUAUCCGUAGAAAGAAGAGCCGAUUUUGGUACCAUUGGAUUUUUUUCUUCGAUGAGGUAAAACUGCCAUAAAGUGCAUGGUUGUUAGUUCCUAUGUGUUUUAAAUCAUGAAAAAGGAGAAUCUUACAUGCAGCUAAUCCUGGGAUAUGGGCACUUUCCCCCACACACCCAUACAGACUAUCAAGCAACCCGUUUCUGUUAGUAGUGAUAAAAAUUCACUACUCGUGCACACUAACAAUUUUCUUGAUGGUCAUUGCCAACACAGACGUCAGCCAGUCAUCAUUUAUCAUUUUUUUUUUUUAAACAGCAGCUGAUUUAAAAAAAAAAGCCUGCUCAUGCUGUUAAAGCCAGUCACUGUAUACAGUAUGUACAAUGUGUAUCUUUUUAACACACAUUUUUGCCAUGUAUAAUUUUGUUAUCCAUGUAAUUAUCCAGAUACACCCCAUUUUUUAUGUCUUUUUUUUUUUUUUUUUGGUCCCUCUGGUACCCAGGUAGCAAUGAACUGUCCCAGAAGCCACUUAGUAUUUAUGUGACAGGUUUACUGUGUUUGCUGAGCGUAUGAAUGUAGACGGGCAAGUGUAAGCUAGAAUAUGCAUGUGUGUGAACAGAAGUCAUGGUAUGCCAGCGCAGGCACCCUCAUAUUGUCUGUAUGCACCUAUGCCAAUGUAUGUGAUGUGUGGAAAAGCCAAGACAUGAACUCACAGUGCUUAAAGUAACAGUUGGUUGGAAGAGACCCAUACGAACCAUAGCUUUUUAUUUGCAUGCUGUGUACACUUUCUUUCUGCUUAACUCUGUUAUUCACAAUAAUUCUCAUGAUGAUGACGGCUUGUCAUUUCACAUUUGUCAUCCUGCUGAUAUUUCUAGAAGCACCAAUGAAGCAAGACAGAAGCUGAGGCCUCCAAAAGGGACAUUUUUGUGUGUUGUAUGUUUGAUUUGAAAAUAAAGCCCUACAGCUAGUAUGUCUCAAAAGGUGUGGAAUGCCUGGUAUUCUGCAGGAAGCCUGCAGUAAAUGUCUGGAAGAUUUGUGCCGAAAAUGUCCAUGUAUCAUCAGUGCACCUUAGGCAGGUGUUACUGUUGGGAUGUCUGAACAAAUUUGUCAUAAUAAAACUACUCGAAUUCAUGGAC
Pomacea canaliculata is the source of this 11163-nucleotide messenger RNA. RefSeq names its product segment polarity protein dishevelled homolog DVL-3-like. The record is from RefSeq and is a predicted model, not a curated record. Gene Ontology annotation, cellular component: cytosol. The coding region runs from base 463 to 2691 and encodes 742 amino acids. Gene Ontology annotation, biological process: canonical Wnt signaling pathway; intracellular signal transduction. Gene Ontology annotation, molecular function: frizzled binding. The transcript has 15 exons. NCBI's taxonomy places the organism in Eukaryota, Metazoa, Mollusca, Gastropoda, Architaenioglossa, Ampullariidae.